AUGGCAAUUGCUCGCGAGCACGACGAGUACCUAGAAGCCCAACUAGCAACCCUCCCGCACCUCCCCGCUAUCGAGCGACUAACACCGAGAGUGAUCCGCAUCCUAGGCGGGAACCCCUCAAAAGUAUGAUGCCUUCCCCUCAAACCGAGCAACCCCCCCCCCCAAAAAAAAAUCCCGGCUAAUCCACAAACCCCAUCAAGUACCACCUCCAAGGCACAAACACCUACCUCCUAGGCACCGGUCGCGAACGUCUCCUGAUCGACACAGGCCAGGGCGUACCCAUCUGGAUAGAAACCCUCUCCGACGUGCUAACCCGCGAGAACGCCAUCGUGACGCAAGCCCUCCUAACGCACUGGCACCUCGACCAUGUAACGGGUUCCCGCGAUCUCCGCAGGUUGAGCCCGAGCACAAGGUACUACAAGAACUCGCCGGACGACGGGCAGGAGGAUAUCCACGACGGUCAGGUAUUCUCCGUCGAGGGCGCUACCGUUCGAGCGCUGCAUACGCCCGGUCACACCUUUGACCACAUGUGCUUCCUCUUCCAAGAGGAGGACGCGAUAUUCACGGGCGAUAACGUCCUGGGGCAUGGGACGACGGUCUUCUCGGAUCUUGGGGCUUACAUGAAGAGUUUGCAGAGGAUGCUGGAUCAGGGUAUGACGGGCGUCGCGUAUCCCGGGCACGGUGCGCUGAUUGGGGAUGCCAGGAAGAAGAUUGCAGAGUAUAUCCGCCAUCGGAUGCGCAGGGAGGAACAGAUCGUCAAGGUCUUGGAGGAGAAGAGGAAUUCCGGGGGAGACUUGGCGUUGUCCGCGCUGGAUAUCGUCAACGUGAUUUAUACCUCUGUUGGGCCGGAAUUGCGUCUCGCGGCGGCGAAGGGUGCUGUGCAGGUUCUGGAAAAGUUGGAGGCCGAGGGGAAGGUUGGAAGGGAGGACUGUGGGGAGCAGAAGAAGUGGUUUUCAGCCGACCAACCGAGUCUGUAG
Tuber aestivum (summer truffle) is the source of this 977-nucleotide messenger RNA. NCBI's taxonomy places the organism in Eukaryota, Fungi, Ascomycota, Pezizomycetes, Pezizales, Tuberaceae. The record is from the annotation of a GenBank genome assembly.